Molecule: messenger RNA, 10728 nt
Organism: Haliotis rufescens (red abalone)
Lineage: Eukaryota; Metazoa; Mollusca; Gastropoda; Lepetellida; Haliotidae
Product: kinesin-like protein KIF12
Exons: 20
Coding region: 3657-5765 (702 amino acids)
Biological process (GO): microtubule-based movement
Molecular function (GO): microtubule binding; ATP binding; microtubule motor activity
Source: RefSeq, a predicted model, not a curated record
UUUCAACCUUUCAACCAAUUUAUCUUUUUUCACCAAAAUUAUAUUCUAAUAAGAGCCCCCUAUUUCUAAUUUUGAAAGCGCCCUGAGUGCUUAUUACGUCGAAUACGGUAACCCACCGUAAUCCUUAACUUGUCCCUCACACACUCAUUACUUGUUUCUCAUACUGUGAAUUAACAUAAUCUAAUUUAACCACUUGAAUGUUAAUAUUUGAGUAUAGAUGUGAUGGAGAUCUUGAUGGCACUUUGAUAAUUUAUAUUUGGAAAAUCUUUAUAAUGAUGUACAAUUUUCGUAAUUUCCAGUUACUUUUAUCCUGGGUCAAGGUCAUGGCCUCCAAAACAGGUCAAGGUCAUAUCACAGGAAUUAAAAUACUGCAGCUGGAUGAAACUUGGUACAUGUCAUCUUUAGGGGCCAAUCUCUUAAUAUGAUAUUGUGUUGAAGUCUUUUUAUCUGUACCGGUAGAGAGGAUGUGAUUUGAAUAGUUUGAGCAAUCUUCUUGAUAAUAAAUGAUGACAUGGAGAGUUGGAGUAAUUAAAUUGGCACCUCUCUCUCUUCAAAGAAAAAUAUAUGGACCCUAUGAACCUCUGGAUUAUUAAAAUACAAUCUUAGAAAAACAUACACUCUGAGAGAUGACAGUGACCCGCAGAAGUGAUGUUCUGGAUGUUGUGUAGACUCAGUCUAACUUGGCAGCUCUCUCUCCUCUAUCUUAGAACAUACACUCUGACAGUUGACAGUGACCUACAGAAGUGAUGUACAGGACAUUGUGUAGACUCAGUCUAACUUGGCAGCUCUCUCUCCUCUAUCUUAGAACAUACACUCUGACAGUUGACAGUGACCUACAGAAGUGAUGUACAGGACAUUGUGUAGACUCCGACUAGCUUGCCACCUCUCUCUCCUCUAUCUUAGAACAUACAAUCUGACAGUUGACAGUGACCCACAGAAGUGAUGUACAGGACAUUGUGUAGACUCGGAUUGACUAGCCAUCUGUCUCUCCUCUAUCUUAGAACAUACAAUCUGACAGUUGACAGUGACCCACAGAAGUGAUGUACAGGACAUUGUGUAGACUCGGACUAACUUGCCACCUCUCUCUCCUCUAUCUUAGAACAUACAAUCUGACAGUUGACAGUGACCCACAGAAGUGAUGUACAGGACAUUGUGUAGACUCAGUCUAACUUGGCAGCUCUCUCUCCUCUAUCUUAGAACAUACACUCUGACAGUUGACAGUGACCUACAGAAGUGAUGUACAGGACAUUGUGUAGACUCCGACUAGCUGGCCACCUCUCUCUCCUCUAUCUUAGAACAUACAAUCUGACAGAGUUAACACAACAAAACCUGUCCACAGAAUAAACUACCUCACUUUCAUAUCCUGUGGCAGGUCUGUAGAUACAAUAUUUACUGUACCUAACAGGCCGCAGUAUUUUAGUGGGGGUCUAAUGAGGUUGUCAUUUAUUCUGGUGUUAUCUGACUCUGCUAACCCAGUAAUGUUGCUGGUAUGGGCAGCUUAUCUGAACUGUGUUUAUAUAGGCUAUUUCCACCCCUGUCACCUCUCACAGGGAAAACAUUUUGUAUCACAGUUGUACCCAACAUGGCCAUGACGAAAUGUCCUGGAUUAGUUCUUCUAGAUGAGGAAUCUCACUGGUGAUCCUCAAGGACUACCAUCAAGGCUGUAGUGACCCCUGCUACCAUCUUUAAGCUUAAGCCAUAGGUUUGGUUCCUUGUCAAUGGACGUUGUCAUUAACAAGUGUCACUGCAUUGUACCAGAAGUACUGGUGAUGGUUUUGCAACCAUUUGGAAAUACUGCUGACAAUGUUUUUGUGUGCAAGCCACAUGGAUGUUCUCUUGAUGCUACAGCAAGUACUGUUCAUGAUGGUUCAAGCCAUUCGGUUGUACUGUAGACAAUGUUGUAAUGUCAUGACAACUGGAUGUAGUGUUCCGAUUGUCUUUUGCCAGAAUCUUGGAGAAUCGUUUUGUUGCCUGAUCAUUGGUCAUCUGUAAUACAGAGGAACAUCAACGCAAUAAGUGAAUGGAUUCAUCUCCUUUCCAUCCUUAUCUGAUGAAUUUUUGUGAACAUGUACCGGUAUAUUUUCCAAACCUACCCCACAAUAAUAUUGCUGAAACAUUGCUAAAAGUGGCUUCAAGCCAACUCACUCACUGACCAUUCCAAACUGUCAUUACCAGGGGAGAUGAUAUCUUUUAACUGCUUUGCUUUGUAUUAAGUUUGACAGGUGUAUUUUUGUGAUUAUCGCUUUCUUUGUUCAUUGGAUAUUCCAAAAAAUACUUAUAUAUAAAUUUAUCUGUCAUAAAUGUGUUUGUUCAAUUAAAUCUUGAGCUAUAAAUUCCGGUUGAUAUGGUUUGAUAUACAGGUAUUAAAUAUGAUAAACCUUAGCUUUACUACACAACAUAAGGAUUAUGACUUUAUGGUGCUUUAUUGAAGUUUGUUCUUCGUACUUAACACGUUUUAUACCUGGCUGUAAACCAAGAUAAACUGUCCAGUAGUAGACCACGGUGUGAGGUGCCCUGUGCUGGUGGUGUUUAAUCUUCGUAAUACAUACUUCCUAGAUAUUGUCCAUUGAGGUCCACUGUGUGGAGUUUAUAUUGGGACGGACAGUACAGCUGUAUAGUUGGAACAGUGAUUACACGUAGAGGUACUGAUGACAAAACUCUGGUCUUGUGGAGAGACUAGCAACAGGACUCGGAUCUUGUGGAGCGACUCGUAACUAUGGAGUGAAUAGUGACAACUCUAGUCAUCUGUAACAGAACUCUGGUCUUUUGAAGUGACUAGUAACAGAGGUCUGGUUUUGUGGAUGGACUAGUAACAGAACUCUGGCCUUUUGAAGUGACUAGUAACAGAGGUCUGGUCUUGUGGAUGGACUAUAAACCGAGAUCUGGUCUUGUUGAUGGACUAGUAACAGAUCUCUGGUCUUGUGGAUGGACUAGUAACAGAUCUCUGGUCUUGUGGAUGGACUAGUGACAGAGCUGAUUUUGUUGAUGGACUAGUAACAGAAUUCCUGUCUUGUGGAUGGACAAGUAACAGAGCUCUGGUCUUGUGGAUGGACUAGUAACAGAGCUCUGGUCUUGUGGACGGAUUAGUAACAGAAUUUCUGUCUUGUGGAUGGACUAGUAACAGAACUCUAAUCUUGUUGAGUGGCUAGUAAACAAAUGGAAUAACUCAGUAACUUGUUUUGUGAAGUAACUAGUAACAGAACUCUAGUGGCUAGUAAUUGAACUGAGGUCUUAUUAAGUGACUCAUAAGAACUCUGGUUUUGUGGCACGACUAGUAACAGAAAUCUGGUCUUGUGGAGUGACUUACUCAAACACGUGGCAGAGCCAAGAACGACUUCUUUUAUUUGUCAAACCCAGAAGCAGGUAUUUGGUAACAAACUUUGUUUCAUUGUAUAAAUUGUCUCAGGGCUAGACAUUGUGUGUAUAAGCUGUGGCACAAUGUAGAUGGGUGUCGUCUUGGUAAUUAGAAGCUCCACAGGGAUGAUGCCUUGUGUCUAAUUGAUCAGCAGGUGCUUGAUUCAAGGUAUACCUGACAUUCAUUCUGAGACUUUCACAUCUGAGGACGAACCUAACAGUUGAGGGACAUUUAACGCUUGGAAGAUAUAAUAUUUUGGUUGGCUUAGUAAUUUUGAAAAAAGACAUUUAAGCUGGCCAACAUGAAGGAUAAGAAGAAAAAGACCAAGAAGAAAAAGGUGGUUGAUUCUGAUUCUGAUUCUGAUCUUGAUUGGGAUGAAUACCUGGCCAAGUUUGGGAGCUCGACCACCCUCUCCUCCACGACUGAAACGUCUGAUGACUCCGAUGUCCAGUUCAACGUUGUCCUCAGAGUGAGACCCCUCAACCCCCAGGAAGUGACCAGACAUGAUGAGUUUGUGGCCAGUUUUCCAGGAGAGGGGCGUGUUGCGAUUGACAAUUCCGGCACUGUGCGCAGCUUCUACUUCAAUGCUGUAUUUGAGCCCGAUGCCUCACAGGAGGACUUGUUUGAGCACUCCGGUAUUACCCGGCUUGUGGACAUGGCGCUCAAUGGGUAUGCAUGUACGGCCCUGGCGUUCGGUCAGACGGGGUCAGGGAAGACGCACACCAUGACGGGACCCCCACAACAGAUUAACGAGUACGUAAAGCAGAUGGCGGAGAGGAGCAAGUUCCUGGAUGGCCUCAAACCUGACCCGAAGAUGUUCGGCCUGAUCCAGAGGUCAUUCCGCUACAUGUACCGACAGCUCAAACAGUUGGGUGCUAACAAGAUCAUCCGGGCGUCUUACCUGGAGAUUUACAAUGAACAGGUGAUAGACCUCCUGAACCCCACCCAUCGCCGCUACCUCUCCGUGCGCUGGUCCAAGAACAAGGGCUUUUAUGUGGAGAAUCUUUUUAGCAUGGAGUGCGAGUCUCUCGAUGACCUCAUGGCUGUCCUGGAAGAAGGUUUACGAAAUCGCCAGACAGGGUCACAUGGUCUGAAUGAGUUCUCUAGCCGCAGCCACAGUAUGUUGACCGUGACGAUUGACUCGGAGACCCAGCCAGACCAGGAAGACGAGAACCUGUAUGUCACAAAGCGAGGGAAGCUAUCCUUCGUUGACCUUGCUGGGAGUGAGAAGGUCAAGGACAACACGACAGGUGCUGGGGCAGGGGUCAUGUAUGAAUCCAACAGCAUCAACAAGAGCCUAUUAGUCCUAGGUAACUGCAUCUCCCAUCUGGGGGACUCCAAACGGAGACACGGACACAUCCCGUACCGAGACAGCAAACUCACCAAGCUCCUGGCAGACAGUCUGGGAGGCAAUGGUGUGACCCUGAUGAUCACAUGUAUCACGCCUUCCUCCUGCAAUGUCGCAGAAACUAUGAAUACUCUCCGCUACGCAAGUCGGGCCAAGAAGAUCAAAACAAAACCUACAGUCAAGAUGGAUCCCAGGGAGAAGCUGAUACUUAGUUUGAAGAGAGAAAUAAAAAUAUUGCGGAAUGAAAACCACUAUUUGAGACAACAGCUGGAGUUCCCAGCCAAGCCGAAGGGGCAGCUGCAGAAAGAAAAUGAUGAGAAGUUCAUGAAGUUUAUGAAGGAGCAACAACAGAAAGAGAGUGGUCUGUACGAGAUGCUUCAGGAAUACAUGGUGGAAAACGAGAACCUCAGGGGAGAGAAUUCUGACCUUCAUGCUGGAAGGGAUAAGGUCCGACGAGAACAGCAGACUCUGUACAGAGAAAAUGAAAAGCUGAUGAAGAGAGUGGAGGAUCUAGAGAGAAUUGUUUCAAAGAGUCCGGCAGCGUGGCAACAGGCACAGCGCCCCCUGCAACGUUACGAUGGCUUCAAUCAGUAUGACAUGGGAUCACCUCGACAGUCCCCAGGACAGAAUGGUCAUCGUAUCCCACAAAGGCUUCCUCAUCAAGACCUGCCCCAUCCUGACCCUACCAGUCUCGUGGUGAUGUCGCCACCUGGUGGACACCCCAUGAGACCGCCUCACCGUCUGCCAGACCCCGUAAUCAGGGGUCAGAAAGGAAUGCCGGAAUCCAUGCAGAAUGGAGGCCACAUGAUGCAGCCUCAUGGCCGGAUGAAUGGACCAGUACGACAAGCUUCACCACCCAGAGCUACCGAGAGGAGGUCUUCUCAGGCGUCGCAGUCAGACGCCAUCCGCGACAUGAAUGAGAAGCUACUUCUGGAGGUGCGAGAGCUAGAGGGCGAGAUCGAGCAGCAACAUCGACUAGCCACCAGGUCACAUGACUUGUCACAACGACCUCGGUCAGACCUCCCACAUAAACAGUAUCCAGGGUCAUCCACGAUUAGGUGACCACAAUGUUUCCAUAGCAACGCUCAAACAGAUCUGUGAUAGUAGCAUUAAGUAAAAGGUUCCUUUGACAAUAAUGAAAUGUGUUGGAUGCCAUUAUGGAAUCGCUCAUCGUGGGAAUACCUGCUCUGAUAGUGCAUCUUGAGCAGACAUUGUGUCAUGUCUCUUGUCAGAGUUUAUUUCCAAAAACAAAGUAUGGGAGAUGGUUUGAAAUAGAAACACACCAAGAAGAAACAAACUAUGGAUCCUCAUUUAAAUAACAAGUGUGUCCUUCAGUUAUUUAUUACCUCCCUUUGUACAAACCGUUGGGAGUUUUUCUUUCUUGGUGGCCCUGAUCUGUGACCUUGGUGUUUUUUCCCAGGAGAUGUCACACAAGAUCUCAACAAUCUGUGUUUAAUGUUUGUGUGUUUCAUGUCGGAGUGACGCACUAUUACAUAAGCUAUCAUCUAUGCAGCCAAAUUCACCAAAUCUCUUCCAGUUUCAAGGUGGUGUUCACCGUUAUGAUCAUACACAAGCCCUGUUUGCUCAACUGGUCAAACUGUGACGUGUCUUGUCGAAGCGAGAUCAUUGAAUUAAGAUAUAGUGACUGUGCAGAAUGUAUUCCAGUGAUCCAAAAUCGAUGGACAUUGUUCUGACUGGAGGAUUCUCGAGAAGCAUGGAAGAAUGAAUUCCUGGGCAUGUAGUGUGUGUAUUGGAAUGUCGUGAUGAUACCACAUCUGUGAUGAUGCCAAGAUUUCGCCCCAGACAGACAGGUGAAACAGACGGGUAGCUAUUUAAGUGGUUUCAGGACUGAGUUGUUGAUAAUUCCUGAUAAUCUGCCGGGUAAAAGACAUUAUACACUAUGUUUGAUGGUGGCUAAAAAUGAAACAAACAAGAAAUGGUUUUUCAAUAGUGAUGUAUUUGAUACGGGUACCAAAGUAAUGUUUGGGCCUUAAGUCUGGCAUGUUUUGGCGACUGUGAAGCUUGUAAUGUUUUGAUAAUAUUUGUAAUCAUUUGGUCAAAUCCAAUUUGAAGUGUAUACUUUCUUUUUCCCAGCAGUUUAUAUGUGCAGUGGAGCAAUGUGGUGAUAGGACACACAUUGUCCUGUCAACAGUGACCCUUGUGAGUAGCUCUGUCCCUAUGGGCCCAGUUGAGACUCUGCAGGAAGUCUGGAGAGCAGGGUUAUGCCAAAGUAUAUUCGUGUUGUGUUGUUUUGUACAAACAUACUUCCUUAUUAGUCAAUAGUUUUGUUUUGGCUGUGUUUUUUUGAAGUCUCAAUUUGUUUUCAAAGCUCAUUCUUACGCAAUUCUUAAGCAUUCCUAAGCACCCAUCCAUUGUAAUAUCCCAAGCCUGAAAUAGUUCAGACUUCCCUGAUCUCAACCCAGUGUGAAGUCCAUGUUUGCUCAGUUGUUAUGAUGCAUAUCUCAAACCAUGCUCUGAAAUCUCAAUUAAUCCUAAAGUUUCAAAUCCCAACUUAUUCUGAACUUCUAAAGACCCAAAUCUCAUUUCAGUCAAAAAUCCACUAUCUCAAAUGGUUCUUAAAACCCAAAUCUCAAUUCAGUCAAAAGCUUGUCAUGAUAUGGCUGAAAUAUUGCAGAUGUGACGUAAAGCAUAAACUCACUCACUCACUCACUCAUUCAAAAGCUGUUAUAAUGAUAUCCCACUUAUUAAACCAUCUCUACCCUUUAUGAAACCUAUAUCCUUUAAGAUGUAUUUCUCCCCCUCUAAUUAUGUAUUUCUCACCAGGGAUUUUAAGUGCUUCUCUACCAGUAAGCAAGUUUUUCUCUGCCUUUCAUGAAGUUCUUCUCCAACCUUUAUGAAGUUAUUCUCCAGCCUCCAUGAAGUUCUUCUCCGCUCUCCAUGAAGUUCUUCUCUGCCCUUCCUGAAGUUCUUCUCCCCAUUUCUUGAAGAUCUUCUCCCCUUCGUGAAGUUCUUCUCUGCCCUUCAUGAUGUUCUUCUCUGACCUCCAUGAAGUUCUUCUCUGACCUCCAUGAAGUUCUUCUCUGCCCUCCAUGAAGUUCUUCUCUGCCCUCCAUGAAGUUCUUCUCUGACCUCCAUGAAGUUCUUCUCUGCCCUUCAUGAAGUUCUUCUCUGCCCUUCAUGAAGUUCUUCUCCACCCUUUUGUGAAGUUCUUCUCUGCCCUUCAUGAAGUUCUUCUCCACCCUUCGUGAAGUUCUUCUCCACCUUUCGUGAAAUUCUUCUCCACCCUUCGUCAAGUUCUUCUCUGCCCUCCAUGAAGUUCUUCUCUGCCCUACAUGAAGUUCUUCUCCACCCUUUGUGAAAUUCUUCUCCACCCUUCGUGAAGUUCCCCACCUUCAUGAAGUUCUUCUCGACCCUUUCUCAAAUCCUUCUCUGCCGUUACGAAGUUAUUCUUUCUGAAGUCCCAUACGCCCUGCCCAGUAAGAAGUCUAACAUCAGAUGACCCUAAUGAGAACUUCUUCAGCUUAACCCCAGAACCCACUAUAUUUCUUGGACCCCGUUGUGUAAGCCUAAUCAUCUACCUGGAGACACCCUGUGCUAUACAUCAACAUAGGAUGUCGCGUGACAACAACAAACACGAACGAUGACGGCUCUAACAGGAACAUCAGGACUGCCGAGAGCUCCAGCGAUGCAGUUCCUUCCUUAAUUCAUGUUUCUCCCCCAGUAUGUUAUUUUCAUCACAUAACUGUCUGUUUUAAAAUACAAUGUUACAUUUCUAGUUUCUUGGUAGAGAGGAAAAUUCAAUAAAAUUACGUAAGCUCUAGCUUUGAUUAGAAACGGGAUAUAGAUGGUCAUACCGGACAGAAGGAUUUUUGUGAUGGAGGAAGAUGUAGGAUAGAGUGCAGAUGGAUCAGAUUCGUCACCAUGAGCCUACAAGGGACGACAUCUGCCCACCAUGAAAUUAAGAUGUCCUAUUUGUCAUAUACACAAACAUUGUGCAUAUUUAAAUAUUCUCUACUGGACUUCUCCCAAGAAAAGUUUAUAUCAAUUCAUGGUACAUGUCAUGUUUUCAGACUGGUGUUAACACAGAAAACAUGACAUGUACCACAGACUAUGUGCCAUUUCAUUCCAGUAAAACCAUACAAUAUAUUACCGUCCAUUUAGGAUUUAUUUAUCCAUUGGUGCCUUCCAUUUAGAAUAUUUAGAACAUGUGGGUCGCGUCCACAAAAAGCGUAUAGUCUGUACACCCUCGUGACACCGUAUUCAAAGUAUUUUACUAUUAACAGCCAUUAUUUAUUAAGGCAUAUUUCCCUCAAGAUAGUGAAUAUCUCCCUCUUCAUAGGUGUAACCCUAUUGAUUCUGUCCAUUCGGGUAUAUUCCGUACAUUUUACCAAUAUCUGCCGUCCUUUCAGAGCAUAUUUUCUUCUCAGUACAUAUUACCCUAUUGCGCCGUCCAUUCAGAAUAUUUCCCUCUUAGUCCCUGCAACCCUAUUUUGACGCCGUCCGUUCAGAAUAUCUCCCUCUUAGUACAUGUUACCCGAUGGAUAAGGUCCAUUCAGAUUAUUUCCCUCUUAGUACGUUGCCCUAUUGAUACGGUCCAUUCAGAAUAUUUCCCUCUUAGUACAUGUUGCCCUAUUGAUACCGUCUAUUCAGAAUAUUUCCCUCUUAGUACAUGUUGCCGCAUUGGUACCGUCCAUUCAGAAUAUUUCCCUCUUAGUACAUGUUACCCUAUUGAUACCGUCCAUUCAGAAUAUUUCCCUCUUAGCAAAUGUUACCCUAUUGAUUCUGUCCAUUCAGAAUAUUUCCCUCUUAGUACUUGUUACCCUAUUGACGCCGUCCGUUCAGAAUAUUUCCCUCUUAGCAAAUGUUACCCUAUUGAUUCCGUCCAUUCAGCAUAUUUCCCUCUUAGUCCCGGCUACCAUAUUUUGACGCUGUCCGUUUAGAAUAUUUCUCUCUUAGUACAUGUUGCCCCUAUUGAUACCGUCUAUUCAGAAUAUUUCCCUCUUAGUACAUGUUACCCUAUUGAUUCCGUCCAUUCAGAAUAUCUCCCUCUUAGUACAUGUUACCCUAUGGAUAAGGUCCAUUCAGCAUAUUACCCUCUUAGUACAUGUUACCCUGUUGAUACGGUCCAUUCAGCAUAUUUCCCUCUUAGUACAUGUUACCCUGUUGAUACCAUCCAUUCAGAAUAUUUCCCUCUUAGUACAUGUUACCCUGUUGAUACGGUCCAUUCAGAAUAUUCCCUCUUAGUACAUGUUACCCUGUUGAUACCAUCCAUUCAGAAUAUUUCCCUCUUAGUACAUGUUACCCAAUGGAUAAGGUCCAUUCAGAAUAUUUCCCUUAGUCCCUGCUACCUAUUGAUGCCGUCCAUUCAGAAUAUUUACCUCUUAGUACAUGUUACCCUGAUGAUACCGUCCGUUCAGAAUAUCUCCCUCUUAGUACAUGUUACCCUGAUGAUACCGUCCGUUCAGAAUAUUUCCCUCUUAGUACAUGUUACCCUGAUGAUACCGUCCAUUCAGAAUAUUUCCCUCUUAGUACCUGUUGCCCUAUUGAUACCAUCCAUUCAGAGCAUAUUUCCCUCUGAGUGUCACUUGGUAAAGCUUCUAUCCCAAGGAGGCGUUUAUUUGGAUUACAAUAGCGUGUGACAAUUGCGCUCUGAAUUUAUGUCCACACUAAAGACGUCCAUUUAAAGCACAUGUCAUUGUUGGUGACGUCCCUUUAAAAUAUAUAUCACCAUAAAGGCCACCUAUUUUGCGUAAAUUUCCCCAUUGUCGCGGUUAUGAACGUCGUGUUCAAACGCACAAGCCUACUUUCAUUGCAUGUGGUGAGGCAGCGGUAUGUUGUCUACAGGGUACCGUUGCACAAAACAACAACCUCAGCUCUACGACUGUCGUAAGUCUGUGUUAAGGUAUGUGAGUUACGAUCACCUUAGCGCUAAGACUGCUUUGUGCAACGGCACCCUGGGUGUAUUACUGUACAUAAAAAGGUGGACGUGUUGUGCUCGUGGGGCGCUAGACCUGGAUGUCAUGAGAAUAUGUUGUGUACUGAAAUAUAAAGACGUAUGAAAUUU